AGUUUAUACAAAACCCGGAAAUAAACCAGAGCGCCAUAUUUAACUUGAAUGUAAACAAACCAGCAUGUGUUUAUGGCCCUGCCUGUGUAUCAUAGAAUUCCUGCCUUACGUGUGCCUUGUGACAGUGCCAGUGUAUGGAGCGUUCGUUGGUGUCGACGUCAUUCUUCGAUUUUCCCUGCUUCUGUACAUCCACAGUGUCAUUGUUGAGUACAUUCCAAGAUCAUUGUUUUCCUUCGUCCCGUAUCUCCAGUUUGGCCUCCUGGUGCUUCUGGUGUUCCUUCCCAUCAAUCUCACUCCAUGGCCAAUCGUGUGGCUGUAUGACAAGUUGCUAUGGGCAACGGAACCACUCUUGCUUCUAGCUGAAGUGGUGCUGGUACAGAACUUUGUGAUGCGAUGCAGCCAGAAGGUUGUGGAUAAGAUCGAAGAUGAGAGAGCAGAAGAGGGGUUUAAGUGGAAGUGCGUGAUCAUUGGCGUCUCCGUGCUGUGUUACGCUGUUGCUGUGAGGUUGCUGUGGGAGAUGUACAGUGAAGGAUCAUCGGUACAGUUGUGGCUGGUGUUUGUCGUACUUCUGCUGUUGGUGGCUGUACACAACAUGAUGUGGAUGGCCCAGGAAGGUAUCAUAAGCGACGCGGCCUUCUGUACCCUGUGCACUGUCGUGGUGUUGUAUGCCAUGCUGGAGGAGACGUCACACAUCCGAGCACCGCUGCAGCCCCCGCCUUCAUGGAAGAGAUCCUACAGCAAGUCUCUGGCCGACAUCUUGAUCUCCAUUGUCAACAUGAGGGCAGAUGCUGCAAUGAAGGCUGUGUUGUUCUUCAAGAAGUUCCUGUCACCGUUCUUCCUCCUGUCUGUCAUCGUCCGCCUGUACUGCAUCCUUUUCAUCGUGGACAAGGUCACCAAGAACUUCACUCAGGGGGAUAACAACGUCACCCUGCUGGACGACGCUGAUGCUGACGAGUCCAUGCUGUCCAUGUCGCCAUGGAAAUCCCCUCUCAUCCUCCGGCUGUCCGUCAUCUACAUGUUCACACAGCUGACGACCAUCUUCCUGUCGGAGUGCAGCGGUGGCUUCCUGUCUGGCUUCUCCUGGCUUCUUGGGCCGCACAGCGUCUGGCCCACACAGAUCCUCCUGGGUCGUGUGUUCCAGGUGGCCACGGUCAGCGGCUUCUACAUGUGGAGGCUCUACUGUGCGGACGACUGGACGUGGUCAGAAUGGCUGACCCCUUGAGUGCUGAUCCCUGAGUGCUGAACCCUUGAGUGGGCGAUCCCCUGAGUCCUGUUGUAAUUAAUUGUAGAAUGAGUGAAGGAGUAAGCAUCUUCCCGAAGCAAGAGAGCAAGUCCAGUUUCCACCCUUGCUGAACUAGGCUAGAAGUACUGGGCUCGAUCAUAGCGCCACCAGUGGCUACUUAUGUCCCCUCUAAGCCUCU
Messenger RNA from Haliotis rufescens (red abalone), 1421 nucleotides. RefSeq lists its product as uncharacterized. The record is from RefSeq and is a predicted model, not a curated record. The coding region runs from base 65 to 1222 and encodes 385 amino acids. NCBI's taxonomy places the organism in Eukaryota, Metazoa, Mollusca, Gastropoda, Lepetellida, Haliotidae. The transcript has 8 exons.